Capronia coronata CBS 617.96 is the source of this 930-nucleotide messenger RNA. RefSeq lists its product as uncharacterized. Bases 1 to 930 code for a protein of 309 amino acids. NCBI's taxonomy places the organism in Eukaryota, Fungi, Ascomycota, Eurotiomycetes, Chaetothyriales, Herpotrichiellaceae. The transcript has 3 exons. Gene Ontology annotation, molecular function: guanine nucleotide transmembrane transporter activity. The record is from RefSeq and is a predicted model, not a curated record. Gene Ontology annotation, cellular component: mitochondrion.
AUGUCUCCUCCCGCAAUGGCACCUGCGCUGGGGUCGGCAGGAACAGAAUAUAAAAAAGAGUCUGGAACUGCGAGGUUACUCGGGUCAGGCUCGGCAGGCGUCGCAGAACUUCUGAUCUUCCAUCCUGUCGACACAAUCGCCAAACGGUUGAUGAGUAACUCCAGCAAAGUGACCUCCGUGUCUGCUUUCAACAGCGUCAUCUUCCGCGAAUACGCCUCGGCUCCUAUCUCCACGAAAUUCACCUCCCUGUUUCCCGGUCUCGGUUAUGCCGCCGGUUACAAAAUUCUACAACGGAUAUACAAAUAUGGCGGCCAGCCUUUCGUGCGUGACUACUUGACAAAACAUCACGAGCAGGACUUUGACAAGGCGUUCGGCAAAGGAACCGGGAAAGCCAUGCUCAAUGCCACUGCGGGUUCGUUUAUCGGCAUUGGCGAGAUCGUCCUUUUGCCUCUAGACGUAUUAAAGAUUAAGCGACAGACCAAUCCUGAAGCUUUUCGGUCCCGAGGUUUCUUCCGAAUUGUUGCUGACGAAGGCAUGGGCUUGUACCGUGGGGCCGGAUGGACGGCUGCGCGUAAUGCCCCUGGAUCUUUUGCCCUGUUUGGCGGUUCGGCGUGGGCCAAGGAGAAGCUUUUCAAACUGGAGGACUACAACAAGGCGACCUGGGGGCAGAAUUUUGUUGCGUCAGUCGUCGGUGCAUCCGGGAGUUUGAUUGUCUCUGCCCCGCUGGAUGUCAUCAAAACCAGAAUACAGAAUCGCAACUUCGAGAAUCCGGAGUCAGGAUUCAGGAUCGUGGCGAGUAUGAUGAAGCACGAAGGCAUCACGUCCUUUUUCAAGGGGCUUACGCCGAAAAUGCUCAUGACCGGGCCGAAGUUGGUGUUCAGCUUUUGGCUGGCCCAGACUCUGAUUCCCGCUUUCGGGAAAAUCGUGUAA